GAAAGAGAAAGAACAAGAAUGUAGACGCUAAAGUAUCUCUAAAGAACCACUACAGGACCAGGACCGAGGAGAACUGAACCACUACAGGACCAGGACCGAGGAGAACUGAACCGCUACAGGACCAGGACUGAGGAGAACUGAACCGCUACAGGACCAGGACUGAGGAGAACUGAACCACUACAGGACCAGGACCGAGGAGAACUGAACAACUACAGGAGCAGGACUGAGGAGAACUGAACCACUACAGGACCAGGACUGAGGAGAACUGAACCACUGCAGGACCAGGACUGAGGAGAACCACUACAGGACCAGGACUGAGGAGAACUGAACCACUACAGGACCAGGACUGAGGAGAACUGAACCACUACAGGACCAGGACUGAGGAGAACUGAACCACUGCAGGACCAGGACUGAGGAGAACCACUACAGGACCAGGACUGAGGAGAACUGAACCACUACAGGACCAGGACUGAGGAGAACUGAACCACUACAGGACCAGGACUGAGGAGAACUGAACCAUUACAGGACCAGGACUGAGGAGAACUGAACCACUGCAGGACCAGGACUGAGGAGAACGGAACCACUACAGGACCAGGACUGAGGAGAACUGAACCACUACAGGACCAGGACUGAGGAGAACUGAACAACAAUGGACUAUGAACCAAAGAAAUCCAAAAAGGGUUUCGUCUCCCCCAUUAAGCGGAUGGUUUGGUCCAAGUCUCGUCGCAGGUCGGUCGAUCGCGGCAGCGUUUACCGCCGCCCGCUGCACACCGUCCCCCUGUACCCCCCCGACUACGUCAUCCACCCUGAGAGACUGAUCUUCGACUAUGUGGAGAAGGAGGUCAAGUUCCUCGGUCACCUGACCUGGGUGUCGGUCACACUGAAUCCCUCCAGUCGAGAUGAACUCUUACAGCUACUGGACACAGCCAGGCAGCUGAAGGUUCUGCCGCUGAGGACCAGUGUGGACCAGGACUGUAUUCUGAGUCUGUCCGCUCGAUGUCUCCUGCUGACGUGGAGGGACAACGAGAAGCUGCUGAUGAGGGUUCCCACUCAUGAGAUCGCUGCUGCCUCCUACCUGAGAGACGACGCACUGCACCUGCUGGUCCUCAAGACGGGUCUGAACGUGGACACUGUGGUGGCCGGGGACGACAGCCUGGACAGGAAGAAGCCGACAGCCAUCGAUGGGCGUCGCCAAACGAUGAGCUGCAAUGCUGACCCGCGGCCAGCUGGGGGCACUAUGGAGCGGCGACACACCAUCUGUGGAGUGGACUGGAGGCCGUCACUGUCCAGGGGUACCCAGGAGAAGAACCUGAGCGUGGACCGGGGGGUUGGAGGGGGUGGAGGGGGUGGAGGAGGUGGAGGGGGAGGAGGGGGGGAGAGAGGAGGAGGAGGUAGUCUGGAGAGGAAGAGGGUGGGAGGCAGCUGGGAGAGGAGGCAGCAAACACGUAAACCUGGAGGCAGCUGGGAGAACCGCAGGGCGAGGCCCGUGAGCGGGAGCUGGGGGGUGGGGGGGGGAGGAGCUGGGAGCUGGGAGAGGAGGCAUGGAGGAGGGGGGGGAGGAGGGGGCAGCUGGGAGAGGAGAGGAGGAGGAGGAGGAGGAGGAGGAAGCUGGGAGCGACGGCAGGCCUGCACAGGAAGCUGGGAGCGGGGGAAGAGCUACGGCAGCUGGGAGAGGAGGAACCACAACCCGCUGGAGCCCACGCCCUGUCCGGACGCCUACUGCAACCUGGUCAUCCUGGCUGUGGACAACCGGGACGCUGCAGAGGAAUACUGUUCUCUGAUCUGUCAGAUGUUCCAGAUCAUUUAUGGUCAUCAGACCAUCGAGUGUGUGGACAGGGCGGGGUUUCACCACACCAUGCCGGACCGCUAUUGGCUGCAGAGGAGUGACAGUUGUUUGAGUGACAGCUCGUUCAGUUAUGAUCCAGAGUUCAGCUGCUGCAGCUCGUAUGACGGCUCCCAGGAAGCCUUCGAGCUGUACUACAGUGAGACGUACAGUGAGAGUUCCUCAGUGUCUCUGCACGAGUCUCGUCACAGUCUGACCUCAGCCCAUGAGCAAGGAGACAGUGACCCCGCCCUGCUGCUGAUGCACGAGUACAUGAUCACACUGAGAAACAAGCUGAGUGCAGUGGAGCUGCAGCAGUUCGCUGUGUUACUGAGAGAAUACAGACUGGGAUCAAACAUCCACCACUUCUGCUCCGAGCUGCUGCAGCUGUACGGAGACGACCACAAGUUCCUGCUACUGGGCAUGCGUCCAUUCAUCCCAGACAAAGAUGUUGGAGUGUUCGAGAGUUUCCUGGAGAGCAUCGGGAUCCGAGAGGGCGGGAUUCUAACCGACAGCUUUGGACGCAUCAAACGCAGCAUGAGCAGCACGUCCGCCACGGCCAUGAGAGGCAGGUACGACAACUCCUCUCACGCCUCAGGAUCUCAGGACUUCAACCGACGCAUCUCGGACAUCGCCCACGACAUCCAGGCGCUCGGCUUCCAGGACACACACGGAGACAUCGAGGAGGAGGACUACUACCUCUGAUGGAGGGACCCUGCCCAAGUGCCUCUGAGCAACACCGACACGUCACACCACAUUUUCUCCUCAAUGUUUACGUCCUGAUGUCGGGGCCUUUUCUGAUGAUGUCACAGUAACUAAGUUAUUGAUCAGAACAAUAAAGUUUUCUUUGAUCAAUUCCACUGACAUAACUGCAGUUUAUCAGUGCAUCAUUGUUAAAACUUUAAUUGUGGGAAUUUUGAGAUAGUAUUUUUGAAUAUUUAGUAUUCGUCUUCUUCUGAACAUUUUCCAAUCAUUGUUAAUUUCAAUCAUCCAGGUGUGAGAACAGUCAGGUCGUUCAGGGGCUGCUAGUAUUUGUCUUUUUAUUCUUUUCAAACAUUCAAUUUCUUCAAAAACCUUCAGAUCUUUCAGAAGAACCUACUUCUUCAGACUCUGUGAGAUUUCAUCUAAAUUGUAUAUUCACGUCUCAGCUGCAGAACAAAAUGGAAAUCCUCAAAGAAAAUAAUCUGGGUCAGCUAACUCCGAUCGAUCGAUAGAUCGAUAGAUCGAUAGAUGGAUGGAUGGAUGGAUGGAUAGACAGACGGAUGGAUAGAUGUGUGUUUCUCUCUCUUCCAGCUCUACACUGACCCAUUAUCCUGGCUGCAUCACCCUGACCUACUCCUCUUUGCUCUGCCACUGAGCAUCAGAGAGAGAGAGAGAGACAGUGCACCAUCAUUAUGUAACAGAACAAUACUGUGUAUCAUCAGCUGUGAGUGUGUCUCUGUGUGUGAGUGUGUGUGUAUGUGUGUGUGUGUGAUAUAAACGUGAUCUGCAUCAGAUUACAGCUCUGUAAUCUCUGCAGUCAUCCAUGUGUGAUCGUUUACAAUCAUAUCCUCACCAUCCUGCAGGGCGCACACACACACACACACUUUCAGUUUUACUGUUAAUAUUUGUUUAGUGUUUCUCUUUUGUUCGUCAUCUGAAAAGAUUUGCUGUCAUGUACGAAAAGUUAUGUGUGAAUAAAGUUGUAUUGAUUGAUAGAACCGACACAAUGUGCUUUUAAAGUUGGUGUUUGUUAAAAAUUCUAUUUAAUCUAAGUUUAGUUUUUUUGUAAUUUGUCAAACAGAAAUGUAAUAAAGUCACAAUCUGAAGA
Messenger RNA from Platichthys flesus (European flounder), 3632 nucleotides. It is a transcript of the gene ccm2l, whose product is annotated as CCM2 like scaffold protein. NCBI's taxonomy places the organism in Eukaryota, Metazoa, Chordata, Actinopteri, Pleuronectiformes, Pleuronectidae. The coding region runs from base 650 to 2527 and encodes 625 amino acids. The transcript is spliced from 11 exons. The record is from RefSeq and is a predicted model, not a curated record. Gene Ontology annotation, biological process: heart morphogenesis.